UCUCCGCUUGUAAAUGGCGCCUCCUUUGGUAAAUGGUUUUCUUGCAUCAAACGGCUCUUACAUAAAAAUUCUGGAGUAUUUAUGAAACAUAGAGAGGUUAGAAAUUAAAAAUCGGACUUUGAGAAGUAUUUUUUUGUAUUGAUGGAUUUAGAUCACAUUGUUACACCAGCCUGUUGUUUCGAAGGAAAUCAAAAUAUUGGUCAGUUGUUAUCACGUUGGGAAUAACUUCAAGGUUUAUUAUAUUACAAAGAUGCCUCCAAUUUUUGGAUUUAAACGUGCAAAGCGAAGACUACGACAGACAAUCAACGUGCAAAGCGGAUUUGAUGGCCUCCCAGGUGGAAAGACUACUAGUCAUUUUGACGAACGCGAUUCAUGUCGAACUCUAUCACCCGUCGUUUCAUGUAGCUCUAUUGUGAUGACACCUGGAAAAAGACGAAGAACUACCUGUUUUGAGCCAGUUUUGGUUGACAAGACUAAUACAAAUGAAAAUGCUUUUCCAGAAAACAGUCAAUUUUAUCAUGUUCCAAUAAUCAAAAGUGCUAGCAAGACUGAUCUCAAGGAACAGAAAAGAAUGAUGAAACUCAGAUCCAACUCUACUACCCUCCAAUCGAUUGAAAAUAAGCAGCCAAACAAACGGAAGUUUGAGGCAUCAAAAGAACUAACUUACGAAGACGACGAACCAAAGCCAAGUAAAAUGAAGAUAUCUCUAAAUCGAAACAGCCAGUAUAUCGAAGAAAUGAAUUACCAGCGUCCAACCAGUGAUGACUUUGAAACCGUAAGCUUGGCAUCAACUGAUUCAUGCUUCAAGAGAGAAGAGGGCACUCGAAACAGCUGGAGAAACCGUCUACGCAAAAUGGCUUCUAUCGGCGGAGUUUUCACAUCACCGAGAGUUGGCAAACAGCUCAAGCGUUCACCAAGUCUAAGAAGUGAGGAUGCUAUGAACACCAAAACCAAAAUUAAGAAAUACGUUCAAUUGCCAACUCCUGUAAGGAGAAGGAGUUCUAAGUUGUGGCUUGAAACUGUCGCUGAUUUUAACUGCAACAUCAAAGAAUGUCUGACGUCACAACAAAUUAAAAGGCAGGAGGCUAUAUUCGAGCUGUAUUGCGGGGAAGAAGAUCUGAUAGAAGAUUUGAAAUUAUUAAAAGAGGUCUAUUUCAAUGAAAUGUCAAAGCUCAAUUUGCUGAACGAGGAAGAACUUGCAAUGUUAUUUGGUAAUGUCGAGUGCCUGUUACCGUUACACCAAGAUUUGCUGGCUAAACUAAAAGGAUUACGAAACAAAGAUGGAUCGAUCGAUGAGAUUGGGCAAGUUUUAAUCAACUGGAUACCUGGCCUAGAACCUUAUGUGCCUUAUUGCGCUCAACAAUUCAACCGGAAACACUUUUUAGACAAUAAACUAAAAGUAAAUUCAGCCUUCGCAGAUUUUUUACAGCGCUGCUUAGAAUCACCAUUUAGCCGCAAGCUUGAUUUAUGGAACUUCCUAGAUGCCCCAAGAAACAGGCUCGUAAAAUAUCCAUUGCUGUUCAGCACAAUAGAAAAACUUACGUCAGAUUUUUCUAAAGACAAGUAUCUUCUCCAUGAUUCAAUUAAAGGGAUCGAGGAGAUUAUUUCACAAGCUGAUAAAGAAACUGGUCGAUCAAAGUGCGAGUUCUUGAAGAGAAAACUCUAUUUUGUCAAUUCAGAGCAUGCAAGUCUAGUCGCCUCAUCGAAAACACUAAUAUGUGAUGGAUGCCUUCGAAAUCGCAAUGGAACGAAACUAGAAGCAUUUCUUUUCGAUGAUGUGUUUGUAUUAACAAGACCAGCAACUCGGCGCGGGACACUUAUGUAUCAAGUUUCCAUUGAGCCGAUGUUACUUUCAAGUAUAAAGGUUGAGGAGGUUAUAGAAAGCGAAGUUAAAAGAAAUGGUUCAUUCAAAAAUACAAUAAACAGACUGGCCACAGAAAAAAAUUCAAUAAGACUGACAACUCUUGACGUGGACCAUCCAAAGUCGUAUUUGCUGCAAGCAAGAGACGACCACGACAAAAAACAAUGGCUUAAUUGUAUACGAGCAGCCCUGCCUCCAAUUGGAUCCGAUUUAAAUCGAGGUUGGUGAGCCGCUAUCGUCACGCUGAGUUCGAGGACCCUUGGGGAAACGCUUGUAAAGCAUCUUGUAAAGAACACCAAGUGAUAUGAUGACAAAAAAGUUUCUUUGAUGCCAAAUGAUAACUGUUUUAACAAAAAGCGAUGAUUAUAUAAAGAAACAAAAAUUUUUGGAUUAAGCAACUCACGUCUAUUGUGGGCGUAACUAUGGCUAAGGGCCUUCACUCACACUUGUGUCAGUCUCAUGUUUUUAGCAUCUUAAUGCUUUUUUUUGUAGAAUUAAGGUUGUGGUAUAAUUUUAGUGAUGCCUAUGCCAUAAAGGAAAUCGGUAGUUUUUCAUUUAUGGGGAUACGUUGUGUCUCGGGCAAAGUAUUGCUCCCAACCCAUGGGGAAAAGCUUCUUUCAAUUAAAUUUAAUGUCUUCCUUCUAGCAACCAUAAGCCUGUCUUUUAUGAUUUAAAAAUAGCCAACGCCACCGACAUCUGGACCGUUAGUGUAACCUUAUGGCGCUUCCUCCCUUCUGUUUUCAAAUAAAAUAGAUGCGGGCCUUAGUUUCAAGCCCGUUAUCCAUUACGCAGGUGCAUCUCCUUGUAUUAUCGCGCAAAGUCGCGUCCACGCACUGAUAAUUUUAGAAGAUCCGUGUAGCAUUCAAGGAAACAGAAGAUAUCCAUCUGAUAACGCACCUUAAAUUUAAAUCCAAAGUUAGCCGACUUUUUGGCACUGUCAAAAUCACCUGGACAUGAUUUCAAAAGUCUUCAACGAAUUACAUAAACCCAUAAACCCUGAAAGCUUAAAAUCGAAAUGCAAUAUCAAGUACGAGACUGAUCUUUCACUUGACGUAACUUCAUCAACAUAAUCACGAUCUGAGAACAAGGUAAUAGGGACCUCUUCUCCCAUUGUUACAGCCCCGUAAUGUCACCCCUCACUUUGCAUUUUGUUGCUGUAACAUCAGAAUACAGGGGCAGUAUAAAGGUUUUAAACAUACUAAGUUCGUGCUUUAAAGAUUUCACAAAAAUUAUGAAUUCUAUAUAGUGCUGUGUCUACGCGUACAUUUGACUCAGGCUGUGCCACAAACAUUUGCACUUACUCCCAUUUUAUUGAUUUUUAAUAUAUACAAAUUUAUAAGACUUGAUGAUGUGUUAUAAUUGUUGAUUGAUAUGCAUAUUGAUGUAUAUAUGAAGAUUUCUAAUGUAUGAGCCUACUGUUUCUCAUA
This is a messenger RNA of Rhopilema esculentum, 3288 nucleotides long. Its product is annotated as rho guanine nucleotide exchange factor 3. Lineage: Eukaryota; Metazoa; Cnidaria; Scyphozoa; Rhizostomeae; Rhizostomatidae. Gene Ontology annotation, biological process: positive regulation of Rho protein signal transduction. Gene Ontology annotation, molecular function: guanyl-nucleotide exchange factor activity. The record is from RefSeq and is a predicted model, not a curated record.